GAACCUACAUGUGUACGUUAUUCUAACGUCAAAUUUAUACAUUCGUUCGGCAGUUUUCUUUGUGUAUUCGGAAUUUCGUACAAUUUUAUCCUUUCGAAGCUAUCACAUAAUCUCCGAGUGCUUCGAAAAAAGUUUCCACAGCAAUGAGUCAACGGCCAGCCGAAGAAAAAAUGGAUGUUGACGGAGAGGAGGCUGUGGCGGCGUCGGGAACAACGCCUUCAGGCACGGUAGCGGGAGUUGCUCCCGGUGGAUCACAAACUACUGCCCUAGCGAAGCCUCAACCGGAAUCGCGUAACGUUAUGGCUGGCAGCGCCACUGUUCCCUCGGUAACGUGUUCGCUACAUCCACUGGUAAUAAUGAACAUAUCGGACCAUUGGACCCGAAUUCGAGCCCAGAAGGGAUUCAAGUCGCAGGUUUUCGGUGCACUGAUCGGCAAGCAGAAAGGACGAAACAUUGAAGUGAUGAAUUCGUUCGAGCUCAAGUUUGACGUUAUCGAUGAGGAAGUACACAUUUUGAUGGAUUACUACAACGUGAAGGAGCAGCAAUAUAAACAGGUUUUCAGCGAUCUUGAUUUUCUCGGCUGGUAUACCACUGGUGCUGUCCCAUUGGAGAAGCACAUAAAUAUUCACAAGCAGAUCUGCCAAAUAAAUGAAUGUCCCAUCAUGCUGCUGAUGGAUCCUACGAGUCGGAAUAUGAAUCAAUUGCCCAUUUCGUUGUACGAAUCGGUGAUUGAUAUAGUUCAGGGCGAUGCGGUGAUGUUAUUCGUUCCGCUGACUUACACGCUAGCCACCGAAGAAGCAGAACGGAUCGGUGUGGACCACGUGGCUCGAAUGUCGACAAACGAAUCGGAUGAAAAUUCUACGGUUGCAGAGCAUUUGCUCGCACAGCAUAAUGCAAUUAAAAUGUUGCAUUCGAGAGUGAAGAUUGUGUUGGCCUAUAUCAAAGCCGUUAAGAGCGGUCAGUUAGAGGAGAAUCAGGAAAUUCUUCGAGGUGCUUAUUCUUUGAGUCGUCGUUUGCCAGUUAUUCAGAAUCCUACGUUCAAGGAGGAAUUCUAUACGCAAUCAAAUGAUGUCGGUCUUAUCACCUAUUUGGGAGCGCUUACAAAAGUCCUCAAUGACAUGAAUCAGUUAGUGAAUAAAUUCAACGUUUUGUAUGACCGUCAAGGUAUGGGGCGAAGAAUGCGAGGAUUGUUCUUCUAGAUAAUCUUUUGAGUUAUACGAAUUGAAACAUAAAAAUGCGUGCAGAGAAUAUUCUUUUGUUUUCUGUCUCAAAUUAAA
Messenger RNA from Toxorhynchites rutilus septentrionalis, 1277 nucleotides. RefSeq names its product COP9 signalosome complex subunit 6 (gene CSN6). The transcript has 3 exons. The record is from RefSeq and is a predicted model, not a curated record. Lineage: Eukaryota; Metazoa; Arthropoda; Insecta; Diptera; Culicidae. Gene Ontology annotation, cellular component: COP9 signalosome. The coding region runs from base 144 to 1199 and encodes 351 amino acids. Gene Ontology annotation, biological process: protein deneddylation. Gene Ontology annotation, molecular function: metallopeptidase activity; protein binding.